ACCAGUUUUUACAGUUUUUCACUAAAAUUCAGGAAGCUAUAGUUGCUUGCAGAAGAAUGGAAUAAACUCAAAAGUUCAAAAGAUUUGAUAUGUAUCAAUUGCACGAGUUACUUGAAAACAUUCCCAGUAAAGAUUUUAUUAAUGGUGCCACUUUUAUUUAAUGCAAAGUUUGUGAAGAUCGUUCUGUUGCCCAUCCACUAUGGAAAUUGAUACAUUGCAAGACUAUGAAUAUCAACAAGAACGUCCUCAUGGCUGUGACAUUUGCGGCAAAAGAUUCAAGAAAGGAAAUCAACUAAGGCAACAUCUUAUUAUUCAUAAGCCCCCCGACAAGCGUCCUUACAGUUGCUACAUUUGUGAACGAACAUUUAAUAGAUCACAUCAUUUGAAAUUGCACGUUAUCGCCCACACGAAGCAGAGUCCUUUCAGAUGCGACAUAUGUGGCCGUGGCUGCAACCAGAUGAGCAAUCUCAGGCGUCACAUGCAGACCCACGAGUCGGAAAGAAACCAUGCCUGUCGAUAUUGCGGUAAAACCUAUGUUGAGGAAGCCACUCUCCAGAAACACUUACUGAAGCACACGCAGAAAAGUGUUUACCAGUGUGACUCGUGCGAUAAGACCUUUUACAAAGCUGGCAACUUGGAAAAGCACGCCUUAAUGCACAACACAGACAAAACUUACAUGUGCAAUAUAUGCAAGAAAGGUUUCAUUAGGGAAAGUAGCUUAAAACAGCAUCUGGUUACCCACACCGAGGACGAACCGCACGUAUGUGACGUGUGCGGGCGUCGGUUCCGGCGACUGGGUAACUUUGAAAACCAUCUCAUAACUCACACUGGGUACACGCCUCACGUGUGUGACAUAUGUGGUAAAAAGUUCUUACAGAUUGGAAGCUAUAGGCGUCACUUGCGCAACCACAAUGAAGGUUUCAAAGAAGCCACGCGUAUCAAACUGGAGGGCAGAAACGAUCACGAUAUGUAUCUCUUACAGGAUGACGAUGAGGAUAAUAUCAUUGAUGAUGAGGAGAGCUCUAACUUGAUGUCUCCUGAAGUAUCGAUAAGAGAAUUUGACAGUGAUAAUAUUGUGUUGAAUUCAAUGGAGGGAGAGACGCUUAUGAUUGGUGAACCUGAUGGACAGGGAAACGUGACUGUUAUUGGUUCGGCUUGCUCUAUGGAAGAUAUUCAGAAUCUCGGGCAAGACGGAAAAGAAUAUUAUUUGAUUGAAGUGAAAGAUUGUUCUUCAGAUAAUGGAGAAUCCAAAGUAUUUGUAUAAUAGUUUGUCAGAGAGUUUUUUUUUUCUUCCAACAUUUAAUUCAAAUUAGUCAUCUUCAAUUUAAUAACUAAUAAAUUGUUAAUUACUGUCUA
Messenger RNA from Parasteatoda tepidariorum (common house spider), 1356 nucleotides. RefSeq lists its product as uncharacterized. Gene Ontology annotation, molecular function: DNA-binding transcription factor activity, RNA polymerase II-specific; RNA polymerase II transcription regulatory region sequence-specific DNA binding. NCBI's taxonomy places the organism in Eukaryota, Metazoa, Arthropoda, Arachnida, Araneae, Theridiidae. Gene Ontology annotation, cellular component: nucleus. The record is from RefSeq and is a predicted model, not a curated record. Gene Ontology annotation, biological process: regulation of transcription by RNA polymerase II.